Molecule: messenger RNA, 2127 nt
Organism: Liolophura sinensis
Lineage: Eukaryota; Metazoa; Mollusca; Polyplacophora; Chitonida; Chitonidae
Exons: 3
Coding region: 682-2058 (458 amino acids)
Source: RefSeq, a predicted model, not a curated record
UCCGGUUUUUGUUUAUCUAUAUACUGCACCGACAUCUUACACUAAUAUACGAACAUACUCAAGCAAUAAGUAUGCAACAUGUGCGGAAUUUCGACCCGGUUCAGGAGUGUAGUUGUCAGGGACUUGAUCCACUUCACGCCAGUCGUAUGGAGUAACCUCCAUGGGAACUUGUCUGCUUGUCACAGUUGUAAAUGUUCAGUUCUAAGUAGGACACAAACUUAACCUUGACUACGAUAAUCCUAGCGGACUAUCCGCUUUUGGGACACCACGUCGACAAGAUCAUUUUACUGUAGAGCAAGUGACUUGUUCGCAUUGUGAUAUGCACGUGUAACGUCCAGGUGAACGCUUGUGAUGCAGGUCCCUCCCAAAGCAAGUUACGAGUGAGGCCGGUAAGAAGGAGGGAUACAGUACCAACUUGAAUUUAUCACCGUUCACAAAUAUUUUUAUGUCCAUGUCGUGACGGCAAUGUAUGGUUGACACAGUUUUAAGACACUUUAUAGCACGUGUUUUAUUAUACAGUUCCUACUCUUAUAUCUGUUCAACUGGACUGCAGCUGUUAAAUUUGUCUCAAAACUUUGAGACACCAGCAGAUAUAUGAACGCCACAUCCUCAGCAGCUAUUCUGGUGUUCCUGCUUUUGUGAAACAGUCAAGAUAAGUACUCACUCCAUGUGAAAGCAGUCAUGAGCAAUCUAAAAUCAAAAUGCAAUAUUUUACACACACUGUCAUCGUGUACUUGGCUUCUGAUUUUGCUGUCUCUCUUGCCAUGUGUAGUAUCCAAAUGUACGGAUACCAGUUCAGUGAAGUUUCCAUAUAGACCAAAACCUGGACUUCAGUCUCCAAAGAAACUGUGGUGGGCUAAGCCACUGACAGAGGAUCUGUUUGUGGCCGGACGACUGACAGAUAGGCAGAUAAAGUACGCAGGAGAGGCUGGCUUCAACAGUAUUGUGUCUCUCUUCACCUAUGAGGAUGAUGAGCUGGGAGAUUUUGGAGGGGAACAUGUUCCAGCAACAAAUGAGGCCAAGUUUAUUGCCGAAGACUUGGCAGGAUUGCAGUAUGUGUCACUGUUAGGGCAAAUGGAUGACUGGGCAAGUGUUGAGGCAGUGCAAAAAUUAUCUGAUGUGAUGCCAAGGCUGAAACACCCUGUGUUGCUGCAUUGUAACCGUGGUUACACCAUAACUUUUGUGACAAUGAUGUACUUAGCAAAUCUUACACGUCACGAUCCUGAAUUUAUGCCUGUUGUCACUAGUCAGCUUUUUUAUGAAACAGUAGCUAAAAUGGGACUUGAUUUUACUAUGGACUUUACUAAAGAAACUGUCGCUGAAAUAACAGGUGAAGAACUUGUUCCUAAUCCGCCACUUCCAGAUGCAUAUCCAGAGGAGUGGCUAGAUUAUUGGCCUGCUAUUCCCGUGUACAAAAAUUGGUUUAUUGCUGGACAAAUCAACAGGUACCACCUCUCUGUAUUAGAAGCAACAGGCUUUAAAUCUGUCAUCAAUAUGCGAAAAGGGUUGACCACGGAUGGAAAACCAUCGCAGGAAAUUGUGACCUUGCUGAACAUUAACGAUAAAACUGGUACAUAUGAAAAUGGUGGACGACAGCUCAAGAAAAAUUUACUCACUGCACGUAUUAAUAAAUACAAACCACCAUAUUACCUUCAUCAUAAGUCACAGGUGAAUUUUGAAACAAGAAAUCCUGAUGAGUUUGGGGACGACAUUGGAUAUAAUGAAGAUUUGGAACGACAAGCUGUAGAGAACACUACAUUAUUGUAUCAUCACAUGUCUGUAGACCCUAACGCUGAGUAUGGUGAUGAAUUGUUUGGGGAGCACAAAGAGGCCUUGAUGGAGGUGGGGAAAAUGGGGCCAGUGCUGUUACAUUGUGCAAGUGCAACAAGAGUUGCAUAUGUAGGGGUUCUGGCCGCAGCAUACCAGUAUGGCAAAGAUCUUGACUGGGCGCUAAAUAGACUGAAAGAACUGGGAAGGGAUGCUAACAAAGACAAUUUACCAGAUGUUUACUACAUGUUUAAGGCGUGGUUAAAUCCACAGAAGAAAAUAGAACUGUGACGGUGGUGUUCAUUAAUAACUGUCUCAUCGCGUCAUGAUUCAUUACAAAUAUAUAUUUAUGUUCUUAAA